Messenger RNA from Triticum turgidum subsp. durum (durum wheat), 894 nucleotides. NCBI's taxonomy places the organism in Eukaryota, Viridiplantae, Streptophyta, Magnoliopsida, Poales, Poaceae. The record is from the annotation of a GenBank genome assembly.
AUGAGGUAUUCACCCCCUUGUUCUCCUCACCAGCCCCCGUUCCCCUCCCUCGCCUACUCCAAUCGCCCUGAUCUGGAUCGGGGUGUUACAACCUGCGGCGGCGGAGUAGGUAGGAUGCCGAAGCGAGCGGCCUCCCGAGCGCCGAUCCGCUGCCGUCGACGGAAGCGUCCGAGAUUACCUCACGAUCCGUCUCGCCCCGCGUUCGAGGCGCAGAUCCGAUCUCGGGGAAUCAAGCGAAAGAGCGAUGUGGUUGAAGCUUGCUCCUCAACCGCUCAGACGAACACUUGUUGGGGAUCAAAGCGCGUGCGCACCGCCCUCAGUUCUACUACUACGCCUGCGCUCUCCGUCCGCUCCCUAACCCCCUACCCCAAGUGGUGGUGGCGGAGCUUACAUCUGCUGUUAUUAUUCUCCAGUCCAAAGGCGCUUUCCGGCCUUGACAGGCGCGUCCAUCUAGCAGUUGAUUUUGGUCGAGAUUACUGUUGGAAUCACACCCGUUUAUUCGGAUCUCAAUCUGAUUCAUUCAGUAGCUGGGGAAGGAGGGACUGGCCGAACAUUGGCGGGGACGGGCCGGCCGGCCUGAUUGCGGAGCUCGUCCUCGCCAACGACGUGGCCGACUACAUCCGCUUCCGCGCUGUGUGCCCGCCGUGGCGCCGGUCCUCGCUGGACCCACGCUUGGUAGGUGGCCUGGAUGGCCGCUUUCUCCCCCGGCGUUGGAUCAUGCUUGACAAGGCCAUCGCUACCAGUCCCUGCUGUUACGGGCUGUUCAAUAUCUCCACCGGUGAGUGCAUUAAGACGGACCUCCCGGAGCUUGCGGAGCACAAGUUGCUCGCGCUCAUCCCCGAGGGUCUCCUCCUGCUGCUCCACGAGCCCCACCCUCCUUGCCCGUCUUCUUAA